AGCUACUCUGUUCACUUCGGCGGCGGUUGGCCCGUGCAUUCCUUUCGCUUAGUCGUCGACCAGACACUUUCUCUUCACUCCAUCUUUUUCUCACGCGUUGAAUACACUCCACCAACGCUCAGUUCAUCGUUUCUCUGCUCUUACUUAAAGCCUUUCGCUGUGGGUAUUGCCGAGGAAUCUUUUUUCUUUAACUUUCAACCCUCAUUUCAACCGCUUUUAUGGAACGUCAUUGCUGAACUCUUCCAAUACUACCUACGACUCUCAGAUCGCAAUUUUACGCGUUCUAUUGCUAUGACAACAGCCCCCAUAAUCGCAUACCCCAUGAUGGAAGUCCCGGCUAUGGGUGAUUCUAUGGAGAUGGCCUCGCCCUACCAAGGGCAGGCUGACGAUUUUGACAUCGACAUCGACCUCAUGGAGGACCAUGACUCGAACAUGGAUAGUGAUAUGAUGGGUGCAGAUGAAUUUACAAAUGCUUCUCAGCAUAAUGAACUCAAUAAUGACGCGAUCUACGAUGCCGACAUGGCCGAUGAGCCCUCCGAAGGGUCGAUGAUCGACGCUGACAACUACACUGAACAAGACAACGAUAUUGAUGUGCAGUUUGAGGCAGAGCCAUACGAAGAGGAAAUGAUUGAAGCUGAUCAGGCCGAAAACGACAAUCUUCCCGCCCCCGUGAUUCAGCUUGAACCUACGGGCAGCAAUGAACACGCUGCCAGCCCCAUUAAGGAAGAUGCCACAGUCACAUCUGCCGAACCCCUCGAAGCAGCACCUCAAGGCUCAGGUGGCUCUGUGGAACCUGCUCCCGUUCAGGGCGAAACUCAAAUUUCUGGGGUUGAAGGCUCAGACACUCAGGCCCAGCCAAGCACGACUACUGAUGACCUUUCUGAGGAACCAUCCGAAACUGUCAUCAGUCCCGAAACUGAUAGUCAUCAUGGAAAGGCGCAACUUAGCGAAGAGGCUAACGAAAUAUCACAACCUUCUGUGCCAGAGACUGAGGUAACGCAAGCUCCCAACGACGACCUGGAGACCGGUCAAAUCAAACCUUCCGAAGUUUCCCACGUUGAUGCCGCUGCGCACCCAGAUGCCCAGCCUGUGUCCGAAGAAAACCACCAGGCUGCAGAUGAGAAUGAAUCUGAAUCUCUCCAACAGGGCACAUACAUAGAUGAACCUCUUCAUCCAGUGAAAAUUCUUUACCAGGACUGCGAGAUUGCUCUGUUCCCUCCCCUUGAGGGAGACGUGGCGGAUACAUUCUUUAUUGAAGAUGAAACUUUAGCUUAUGACAAUAUUGGUCAAGUAUUCAAGGCUCUGCGCCAGGUGCUCCAAAGAACCAUGACAGGUAAUGAUGUCUUGGUCAUCGAUAUUGACACCCUCGGUAUCCAAAUGACAGAGGACUCACUCCAUACAUCCCAAGUAACCUUGCAUCAGAUCCUAGAUCUUUACCUUAGACUUUGCCGCAACGAUGGUGUUACCGAACCCGAUGCCCUCUAUCUUACACUGAGUACCAAGCGUGCCUUCCCGGCUGAGAUCGCAGAUCUCAACGAUGCUGCAAUUGACGGCAAGAAACUUUCCGAACUUCAUUCAGAACUUCAUUCAUGGGAUGAGUAUGAUGAAGCCGAGCCGGGUUCCGAUGAGGACCCCGGCGCUAUUGGGCCCGAGGAGCAUGAAGACGAAGUCUACUACACCAACGAGGCCCAAAAAGAGCUUUCAACCACUGAAAUCCAAACGGCUCCAGGGUCCGGAGAAGAACAGGCGCUAGAUAGUGAAAAGUCCCAGGUCCAGCCCGAAGUUGUCUCUGAUGCUCAACCCGAGGUCCAUGUGCGGGAUGAGGAUAGAUCUGCCUCUAAUGAGCGGAGUGCCCAGGCUGCACCUGAGCGUGAAUCUCACCCCGCCCAGCCCGAGAACAAAGACCUAGAUCACUUCGAUGUGUCUCACCAUCUCGAAACAGAGCAAGAUCACGAAUACGAUCAUGACGAUACGAACGAAGAGCACUAUGAUUCUGAGGGCCCGCUAAGUGAUUCUACAGCCACCGUAGCUGCGCUCCCUCGCGCAAGCGAGACCAAAGAGCAUGCCCAGCAUGUCGCCCUAGACGUUGCCGCGGAUGCUGAUGCAGAUGAAAACGACGACGAGAAUCAGUACGAAGAUGACCCUGAAAACGAUGACCUGGGGCCCGAGGAAUAUUACGAUGAUGAAGACAUCGGCUCGGUCGAUGAUUCAGAGGCUUUCCAAAAAGAUAUCACUGGCAGUGAAAAUGCUGAUGUUGAUGCUCAAGAAGCAGUUGAUCAGGCGUCAGUCCUGGAUGAAGAGGACACAGAUGACUUAGAUGCCCCGCCAACAGACGACAUUGUCUCGGAAAUUCUCCUGCAGAAUGAAAGCAACCUCCCUUCUCAUGACCAGCCAGCACCGCCUCUCGACAGUGGCGUCUCUGACAAGAAGGAGCAAACACCAGACCCCGCAGAUGAUUUACUUGGAAUCGCUGUAGACCUGAUGCAGACUCCUCCGAGAGAUACAGAAAAAGAUGACCUCGAUCACUUCGAGGGCAUAGACUACGACGAGCCUGAGGAUGAGAUCGAUGCUCCUGUUGCAGUAGCUGAUGAGGGUGCCGAUGAUCAUGAGUUUGACGAGAACCAUUUUGGCGACUAUGACACCCAUUUUGAAGAAUCGGAGGCUGUAGAGCUGGUUGGAACAGAUCCUUCCUUGACAGACACCCAAACCAACCAGAAUUCUGCCAAACGGUCUCGCGAAGAUGAAGACGAUUGGGACCUGGUGGAAACCACCGUUGACACCAAACGUCGCCGCUCUUCGUAA
This is a messenger RNA of Penicillium vulpinum, 2802 nucleotides long. RefSeq lists its product as uncharacterized. The annotation marks the transcript as partial. The record is from RefSeq and is a predicted model, not a curated record. The transcript has 2 exons. NCBI's taxonomy places the organism in Eukaryota, Fungi, Ascomycota, Eurotiomycetes, Eurotiales, Aspergillaceae.